UGCAGACUUUCAAUUCGUAUUAACUGUUGCUCCUAUCGAUUUAAGACUUAUAAUAAGUUGUCGGUGCUCUUUUUUGCUUUGAAGCAGUAUUAUGUUAUUUUUUUAAAUGCCUGGUGGAUAACGCUUUUAAGUAAAUCUCUGCUGGGUGGGGCCUCUUUCCUUGAAGAAUUUGUUAUAAAUCACAGCGAACGGAGGAAAGGAAAAACGGCGUUUUCUGUCACUGCGUCCUUUUCUCCACACGUUUGUGCUUGUCCUCCUUGAUCGGUAGCUUUUAAAACUGUUUAAAAUCAUAGUUUAAAACGUGUUGUGUUGCAUUGGCUUCUUGGUUUAGUUUUAAGUUUUUAAACGGAAUUUAAAUUACGAAUCAUUAUAACUUUUGAUUAAUUACGACAGCACCCAAGGUGGGACACCGUUAAUCCCGGUGUAAUACACUAUAUUCCAUGUAUUCCAUGGUCAAGAUAUUCCCCAAUAUGAAAUACUUUUAAUUUGCUUAACUGAACUUAUGUGGCAGGAUGUUUCCGAAAUGACAAAUGUAUAACACUGAGAAUUAAUGUCUGAUAGGUGAUUCGUUUUUCUUUGCCAGUUUGAUCUUUUUAGCAGCGUAAUGCUUUACUUUGUGGAUGGGGAUGUGCAGGGUGAGCUGGUCUGGUUUAGCAGCAGUCCGCACUUCCCACGUAGCAGAUGCUGGUUUGCCUGGGAGCGACGUGACGGGAUGGAGCCGCUUUUUCUGAAACCAGUGUUAACCUACGGGAAAGCCUCGUCUUUUGUGGUUUACCUCUAAAAAACAAGACUUGACUUUAUGCAUCGCACCUGGUGGGUUCCCGCCAGCACAAAUUUUAUUGUGGUAAAUAUGUAUUGAACAUUGUUUUUUCUAUAUACGGGAAAAUGCGGUGUUUUAACUAAAACGGCACACUGCUGUCUUAACUGUACGUGAUCGAUGACGACUAGGUUUUUUUGUCAAAAAAGGAAGGAAAAGAGGAGAUAAAAAUACAAAUCCAUAUAAAGGCAUGGUUUGACUUUAGCUGUAUGUCUGCGAACGUUAGUUUCACUAGUCUAACCUAGCUGUUGGCUCUGCUUUAGAAGAUGGAACAAGUUGUGACAUUUGAGAGGGUAAAUCGGUGUUCAGAAGCACCAGAUGCUUUCCAGGCUAUUGGCCAUAGGCAGUCGGUCAUAUCUCCUGAGCUGUAACUAAAACAAAGCACCGUGCAACUUGUCCUUCCCUGUGUAAAACAUUUUUAGCCACAUGAAAAUGCAAAUUGCAUCAGGUUAUGACAUUGGGCGCGUCGAAAUGACGUUGGGUAGUUUGUUUUCCAGUGGAAAAGAUUUUUCCUGCUGACUGACCUGCUUUGAUUACUGUGUGUGUGUGCGCGCGCCUUUUGCACUCAUACAUUGCUGCAGCUCCCUCCUCUGUGCCACACAGAGAUGUGGAUGUGGAGAUGUGCUUGAUGGUCUGGCAAUAAUUGUAAGGAUGUUGUGCAACCCGCCCCAUACGUAAAACUGGGAGUGAGACCCAGAUUACAUCUCCAGAAAAUGAGCAGCCGUACUCCUACUGUGAAAUAGUACUGAGGAGCAAAGACUCUUUCAGCUGCAUUAAACUCACCCACCCGGCUUUCUGUGGGGGAUAGUCAUAUCUGUAUAUUUAUUUUCCACUGGAAACUUUUCAGCUGCAUCAGAAAGUUCCCUAUGCAUGUUCCGAGGCUUUGUUUAAACAAAGAUGUUCAAGACAAGGCUUUUGAGAAGUUCUGUUUUAUCUGGUUGGAUGUACCCCACUUUCCCCCCUCUAUCCUGCUGGAAUUUGGAAGGAGUCACUGUAGGUUCUGAGGAUGAUGUCUGAUGCCAGUGAUAUGUUGGCAGCAGCCUUGGAGCAGAUGGAUGGGAUCAUUGCAGGCUCCAAGGCGCUGGAUUACACCAAUGGCAUCUUCGACUGCCAAUCGCCAACGUCUCCUUACAUGGGCAGCUUGCGUGCGCUACACCUGGCAGAGGACCUGCGGGCAUCGCUGGAGAUCAUGGGCACCGAGGAGCGAGAGAGCCUGCGCUGUCAAAUCCCCAACUCCACCUCUGAGUACCUGAUGGAGUGGCUGCAGGGACCCCUGACAAACGGACACAUUUCUCUCGGGGGUGAUGUCUACCAGGAGAGACUUGGACGAUUGGAGAGUGACAAAGAGUCGCUGAUCUUGCAGGUGAGUGUGUUGACAGACCAGGUGGAAGCGCAGGGAGAAAAGAUCCGGGACUUGGACCUGUGCCUUGAGGAACACCGGGAAAAGCUGAAUGCAACAGAGGAAAUGCUGCAACAGGAGCUGUUGAGCAGAACCUCUCUGGAGACGCAGAAGUUGGCCCUGAUGGCCGAGGUCUCCAACCUGAACAUGAAGCUCACCACUAUGGGGAAGGACCCGCUGGAAUUUGAUGAUGGGUUCAGGGACAGUGAGGGAUUGAUCCAGGAAAUCAGUGAGCUGAGGUACAGAGUGAAAGAAAUUGAGGACGAACGACUGCAAUAUGAGAAAAAACUGAAAUCCACCAAGUCUCUAAUGGCUAAACUCUCUAGCCUGAAAAUCAAAGUUGGGCAGAUACAAUAUGAGAAACAGAGGAAGGACCUCAAAAUCCAAGCCCUGAAGGAUGACUUGGGAACACUGAAGAGGCAGCUGGAAAACCGAGACGUAGAGCUGGAGAGACUGCAGGGCGAGGCGCACUUCCAAUCGACGGAAAGCAGGGAAGGAGCGGAGAAAGUCUCCCCCACAGAUGAGUCUUAUAAAAAGAAGCUGAAAGAAAAACACUUCGAAGUACAGAAAAUGAAGAAGGCUGUGGAGUCACUGAUGGCGGCGAACGAGGAGAAGGAUCGCAAGAUCGAGGAGCUACGACAGUCGCUAAAUCGCUAUAAGAAGGUCCAAGACAUGGUGAUGUCUGUACAGGGAAAAAAAGACAAGCUGAAAGAUGGGGACAGUGAUGAGACCUACAGUGACGCCUCUGCAUCUCUGAUGGCUUCUGUGGCUGCUGAGCUGGAGAAGCCGUCCUCCCCAAUUUUUGAGGACAUGAUCAGAAAAAGCCCAGAUGAGCGAGCACCAUGCCCCGACCUCCUCCAUGGAUCUCCAACCGUGUACAAGGCCUCCUCUGAGACGAACGUAGACAAGGUCCCUGGAGUCGACAGUACCUUGGCAGUGUCAAUUACCCAGGAAUCUGCACUGUGCGACAGUCUGCAGUCAGAAGGUAUUGCCAAGGCAGGCAGUGUGGACAACCUGGACAGCACUGAGAAGAGCAAAAGCAGCGACGCGGCCGACACGAUCGUCAGCUUGCCGCCCAAGUCUCCCACCCCCACCGAAGACGAAAGCUUCGGCUCCAGGAAAGCUCGCUCGUCGUUCGGUCGUGGCUUCUUCAAGAUCAAGGGGGGCAAAAGGACGGCCAGUGCACCAAAUCUGGACCGUGGCCGGAGCGCGAGCGUGCCGACGUUAGCAGAAACAGAGCGGGAGGGCACUGAGCACCUGGACCUUGCAGGAAUACCUCGCCGGACAAGUGACAGCGACAGCACAAACACCCUGCCUUCCUCGCCGGAGGGCAAGAAGAAAUCCAAGGGGAUCAAGAAGUUCUUCGGAAAGCUAAAGAGAAGUCAAUCCACGACCUUCAACCCCGACGACGACAUGUCCGAGACGGAGUUUAAGCGGGGUGGCGUGAGGUCCACCGCCGGACCCAGGCUUGGCUGGUCACGUGACCUGCAGAACACCAGAAACGAGUUGGACACGCCCUUUGCCAGGUGGACGAAAGAGCAGGUGUGCAGCUGGCUGCAGGAGCAGGGCCUGGGCAUGUACGUUCCUCAGGCCAGGCACUGGGUGCUCUCCGGGCAGACUCUACUGCAGGCGUCCCAGCAGGACCUGGAGAAGGAGAUGGGCAUCAAGCACCCCCUCCACAGAAAGAAGCUCCAGCUGGCCCUGCAGUCGCUGGGCUCUGAGGAGGAUGAUAACAAGGGCAAGCUGGACUACACCUGGGUGGCCAUGUGGCUGGAUGACAUCGGCCUGCCGCAGUACAAGACCCAGUUCGACGAGGGCAGGGUGGAUGGACGCAUGCUGCACUACAUGACUGUGGAUGACCUCCUGUCUCUGAAAGUGGGUAGCGUCCUCCAUCAUCUGAGCAUCAAACGGGCCAUCCAGGUGCUGCGCCUGAACCACUUUGAGCCGAACUGCCUGCGUCGGCGGCCCUCGGAUGAGAACAAUGUGACUCCAGCGGAGAUUUCUCAGUGGACCAAUCACCGGGUGAUGGAGUGGCUGCGCUCUGUGGACCUGGCAGAGUAUGCGCCCAACCUGCGGGGGAGUGGCGUCCACGGGGGGCUGAUGGUCUUAGAGCCCCGGUUCAAUGUGGAGACCCUGGCUCUGCUGCUCAACAUUCCGCCAAACAAGACCUUGCUGCGGCGUCACCUGGCCACGCACUUCAACCUGCUGAUAGGCCGUGAAGCCCAGCAGGCUAAGCAGGAGUGCCUGGAGGGACCUGACUAUGUGCUGCUCACUGCGACUGCCAAAGUGAAGCCCAGGAAGCUGACCUUCGGGACCUUCGGCAGGCUACGGAGCAAGAGGCACGAGGAGAGCGAGGAGUACAUCUGCCCCAUGGACAUGGAGAUGCCCAAGGGUAGCAGCUUUCUGAGAGGACACCGGAUCUAUGACGAUGAGCUGGACCGGCUAGAGCAGAUGGAAGAUUCAGAAGGAACUGUGAGGCAAAUUGGUGCCUUCUCUGAGGGUAUUAAUAACCUGACAAGCAUGCUAAAGGACGAUGAGCUCUUUAAGGAGCUGUCAGCGUGCUCACCUGGCUCCAGCAUGAUGGGUGAGGACUUGUGAGGGCAUCGCUGUCCCGACGCCGGCAGAGCGCUGUGAACAGGACGGACUGAACCCGCCUGAGCAUGAAAACGUGCCCUUCUACUUUGAGCCGCGGCCUUGCGAUGGCUGUACAUCCCGGAAUUGUUAUCGUUGAGCACAAUAGCUAUAAUUUAAAAUCAAACCAUUCACGUGUCCGGUCCUCGAGUAUCCUUACGCUGUCUGCAUUUGUUUUUUUGAUGACACUUUGUGGAAAGUCUUAAUUUUUCCCUCCUUUUUUCUAAAAGGCUUAGUUUUUCAGUUACCCUCUCCACCUACUGUUUCUCCUAAAACUGUUUCAGACAAGACACUUUUUUCUUAAACUGCCUACCAGCUGGUUACUGGAGACUUGUAAUGUGAGGUGUGCUUUUGUUUUUGCUUAUUUAACGAAGUGACAUUUAUAACUUUUGUAAGAUGGUUUUUAGCUCUAAAUUCUAGAAGACACUAGGAAAAACAUUGUGAAAAUUCACCAUUGUGUGAAGAGCCAUCAAGUCUGUAGUGCGUGGAAGGUGCCAAUGGACAUGUAAUAUUUUAACAAAUGUCGAUCUCCGACCUCCUAACGUGCCAAGGGAAUCUCUGCUUCAGAGCUGAGUGAAGGGUUUGCUUUGUACGUUGUAACACAGCAUUAGCCUUAAGUCACUACCGAAGCACACAAUGGAAAGCGACGUUAACAUCGUACACUAGCUGGGGAAUAGCCAGUCUUCUCAAGCCUCUUGCUCUCAGUGCUGUGCUUGUCCCCUGUGCUUGCUUUUUAGUUGCCUUGAGUGGUUACACGUUAAGUUUGUCACUCUAACGGUUUUCCCACUAUGCAAAAACAGGAACUCAGUUUUGAGUUGUUGCUGUUAAUUAUUAUUGAAGUCUGUAUUUUAAUAUUAUUAGGGUAGUUGUGGUCCAUGUAUAUGUAAUGUUAUUUUAAUGCAUAAUGUGCAUUAUUUAGCAUGUUUUAAAAGAAAGCAAUAAGAUGCUACCCAGCAAUACUUCUAUGCAGAUCCCAUUAACCGUCUAUGUAAGAACCCAUUUCUACCAUAUACUGUGAGGUUUUUAUGCAUUUUUAAAAAGUCAAUAAAAUUAACAAGUGUGUACAGUG
Molecule: messenger RNA, 5916 nt
Organism: Paramormyrops kingsleyae
Lineage: Eukaryota; Metazoa; Chordata; Actinopteri; Osteoglossiformes; Mormyridae
Gene: ppfibp1b
Product: PPFIA binding protein 1b
Biological process (GO): neuromuscular junction development
Cellular component (GO): presynaptic active zone
Molecular function (GO): protein binding
Source: RefSeq, a predicted model, not a curated record